AUGCUACGUGGCGACCCCGCCGCAUCUACCGCCGCAUCUACCGCCGCGGCAACACAUACGGCGACUCGAUCUACAAGCGGUGCGCUUACAAGCCCCGCGGCUCGAUCCUGUCGACACCAGCCGCAACUUUCCGCUGAACAACAGCAGCGCUGGUUGCGGCGGGAAUCGCGGCAAGAUACGAUCUGGCCGCGAAGCCCAUGGCAGGGCCAGGCGAGGUUCUUACGGAGGGAGUUGCGGCGGCAAACCCGGGGAUUUAGACACGCGGCGACGUGUGCAGGUGACGAGGGAGUCGGUCCCGCGCCUGGGGGUGUAGAGCUCGGUGGAGUGGAGGAGCCCGGCGUUGUUAACGAAAACAGAGCGGUAUUUCGCGAUGGCAUCGAUAAGAGCGACAGCGGUCAACAUCAGCCUUCGUUAGAGUCGCUUUCGGGUGUAACACCGCCAAACGGAGCAGCUAAUCACGCGGCGACGGCGGCUCCGUUUGUCAAAGACGCAACCCCGGGUUCUAGAAGCGGGGGCGGCACCAUUCUGGGAGCCGUGGCGCUCAUUAUAGGAACGUCCGUUGGCGCGGGCGUGCUGGCGCUGCCUGCGGAGACUGCACCCGCGGGUGUUUUCCCCUCGUCAUUCGUGCUAAUAGCCUGCUGGGCCUUCCUGUGCCUCGAAGCUCUGCUGCUGGCGGAAGUCAACGUCGCUCUCAUCAAGGAACGAUUCGUUCUCGCAUAUUUUGCAAAAGGAGGGGAAGUCUUGGCGUUUGGCACAGGUCUCCCCAACUGGGUGGGUGCUGUGGGGUUCUUUGCGGUGCUGGGUGGUUUAAUCUACAGUGGCAGCACCAGAACAGCGGAUAUAAUAAACCGGGUAUUGACAGCCGGUUUGUUGGGGAUAUUUACCCUGCUGGUCUGCGGAGGGGCGGCAAUCGCGGACUGGGAUGAGCUGGCAGUCGCUGAUUGGUCAGAAAUGCCGACCACUCUCCCAGUAAUCUUCCUCGCACUGGUCUUCCACGAUUUGAUUCCCGUGAUCUGCACGUAUCUGGACGCGAAUCUGGGGAAGAUUCGGGCGGCAAUCGUGAUCGGCAGUGCAGCACCAUUGACGAUGUUUCUAGUUUGGGACGCCAUUGCUCUCUCUAUCUCUCCUUCUGUUCUCACUUCCACUGCUGCAGCCGCCGCCGCUGCUCCUGCCGGUGCUUUUUCCCUCACCUCCCUCUCCUCCGCCGUCUCCUCUCUCUCCUCCUCCCUCUCCCACCUCGCCUCCUCCCUCCCCUCCUCCCUCUCCACCGCCCUCUCCACUCCCUCACUCUCUCACACGCUCUCCACGCCCUUCCAAGACCCGCUGAACCUCCUCCUCCUGCAAGGCUCGCCGCUCCAAGCCUCAGUCGUUCUCGCGUUCUCUUUCCUCGCCGUAGCAACAUCGUUCCUUGGCACGUCACUAGCCCUGGCGGAAUUCUUUAUGGAGCAGCUGGGAUUGAUAGCUGCUGGUGGGGACAAGAGGAGAGGAGGCGAGGAGGAGCAACUGGGGUUGAUUAGAGCAGGUGACAGGAGGGAUGAAGAGCAGCUGGAGCUGAUAAGCGUGGGAGACAGGACGAGAAACGGGGAGCAACAGGGGCUAUUAUACCUGAACAGCCAGAGGAAUCAAGCUAAGGAGCAGCAGGAGUCAGCAGUUACCGCUGCAGAUUUCAUGGAAACCGGAUUAGGGUUUGUGAGGUCGCAUGUGAGGGAGGUGGGGUUUCUCCUGGCCCUCUGCCCGCCGCUGCUGGUGGCUCUGGCGAAUCCUGGCGCGUUUGUCGCAGCGAGCAAGGCGGCUGGCGCAUACGGCAUGACCGUGCUGUAUGGGAUCAUGCCUCCACUCAUGUUCUACGCACAUCACAAGCAGGAGGCAGUAGUGUGCGACCCAGCAACCAAGGACUGCACCCAACACCACCGGUGGCUCGAGCCGGGGGGAAGCUUCGCUCUGGCCAGCAUGGGGGCGUGCGCUUUCUCCGUCAUCGCGGGGCAAGCCCUGCUCGAUUCCUCCCUCAGCGCAUCCUUCUUGUCUUCACGAGGGGAAGGAGGGGCGUUCGUCCUCGCUCAGAGCGACUCGGAUGCGGUAUCUGCGGAACCCCCUGCGUCGCGGAGCGGCGGCGGCACUAUCCUCGGUGCAGUCACACUCAUUAUUGGCUCGUCCGUCGGCGCGGGCGUGCUGGCCUUGCCAUCCGAAACCGCUCCUGCGGGCUUCUUUCCCUCGUCCAUGGUCCUCAUCGGCUGUUGGGCCUUUCUCGUGCUCGAGGCGCUGCUGCUGGCCGAAGUCAAUGUCUCGCUGCUCAAGGAGCGAUCCGAUAAAAGCAACACCGCUAACGCGUCUGGUGCCGAGGCUGAGCGAGGUUCGGACGUCCUUUCCUACCGAACCAUGGCCGAGGCGACGCUCGGGCCUCUGGGCGGCACGAUCGCAACCGCAGCGUAUUUAUUCUUGUCGUUUACACUCAUGGUGGCGUAUUUCGCCAAGGGCGGCGAAGUGAUGUCGUUGGGGACGGAUUUGCCGCGUUGGCUCGGUGCAUCGGGGUUCGCAGUGGUGCUCGGCGGUUUGAUCUACUGCGGAAACACGCGCACGGCUGACCUCGUCAACCGAGCUCUGACCGCCGCCCUGCUUGGAAUCUUCGCGGCUCUGGUUUGCGGAGGCUCCACACUUGCCGACUGGGACCAGCUGGGCUUCGCUGAUUGGUCCGACAUGUCAUCCACGCUCCCCGUCAUCUUCCUCGCGCUCGUCUUCCACGAUCUCGUCCCCGUCCUCUGCGCGUACCUCGACGCGGAUCUCAGGAAGAUCCGCACCGCGCUCCUCGUCGGCAGCUCCGUGCCGCUCGCCAUGUUCCUCACCUGGGACGCGAUCGUGCUCUCCAUCUCGCCGUCCUCCAUCGCCGCCGCCGGCGCCGCCGGAGCCGCUGCCGGCGCUAACGCCAGGGAUCUCGCGUCGUCCGUCCUCUCGUCCGUUACCGCCGUCGGAUCGUCGUUCGCGAAUCUCGCGUCGUCGUUCCCUACGUCUCUCGCGACCGCGCUCUCAGCCCCCGCGUUUCCCGCUCUCGCGUUCCCCGCACAGGACCCCUUCCAGCUCUUCAUGCACCAGGCCACGCCCCUCCAAUCAGCCGCUGUCCUCGCGUUCUCGUUUCUAGCCGUUGCCACGUCAUUCCUCGGAUCCUCCCUCGCGCUGUCCGAGUUUUACAUGGAGCAGAUCGGUAACUUGGUUUUCGGCGGGAAAUCCGCGGAGGCCAAAGCGGAGGAUCAGAACCUGAAGCAGCAGGAGAGUGUUGCUAGUGGGGUUCAUAUCAAGGAGGCGGGGUUAGGGUUCGUAAGGUCGCAUGUGAGGGAGGUGGGGUUCUUGCUGGCCCUCUGCCCGCCUCUCGCGGUAGCUUUGGCGAAUCCGGGUGCGUUUGUUGCGGCGAGUAAGGCGGCUGGUGCAUACGGCAUGACUGUACUGUACGGUAUCUUGCCGCCAUUGAUGUUCUACGUUCAUCAUAAGCAGAAGGCGGAGAAGGAGGUUAAGGCGACUGGUUCGGCAGGAGGCUCGUUCUGGUUGCAGCCAGGUGGCAGCCUCGCGUUGGCCAGCAUGGGUGGGCUUUCGUGUGCUGUAAUUGCCGGCCAGGCGAUGAUCGAUGCAUCUGUGAUUUCACCAGGCUCGCUUGGUUCUUCACAACCGUCGAUUGUCUUGGCCCAGGGGGAUCGCGAUUCCAUGGCUGAUAUUCCCUCUAGAAGCCAACUCACUAUGGCGACAAUCCGAAGCCCAGUUGCUGCUGGUACCAUGGAGGCCCCUCCCCUCGUUUAUGCUAGCCAAUCACUCGCUGCCAGCUGCAUGACCGCCCCUCCAACCUCUGAUCUCCAGCACGAUGCGUUCUUGAAUCUUCGAGAGUCUGCGUCUACGAAUCCCCUGCUGGCUCCGUUACCCGUUUCGCACAACUCGCAGUGCCUGACGUUCACGAUGUCAGACCUCGAGGCGUUUGAUUCGACACAGGAGACCCUGAUUGUGGACAUUUGA
Messenger RNA from Closterium sp. Yama58-4, 3993 nucleotides. Lineage: Eukaryota; Viridiplantae; Streptophyta; Zygnematophyceae; Desmidiales; Closteriaceae. The record is from the annotation of a GenBank genome assembly.